Neoarius graeffei (lesser salmon catfish) is the source of this 2833-nucleotide messenger RNA. RefSeq names its product aminolevulinate, delta-, synthase 2 (gene alas2). Bases 567 to 2582 code for a protein of 671 amino acids. Gene Ontology annotation, molecular function: 5-aminolevulinate synthase activity; pyridoxal phosphate binding. Gene Ontology annotation, cellular component: mitochondrion; mitochondrial matrix. The record is from RefSeq and is a predicted model, not a curated record. Lineage: Eukaryota; Metazoa; Chordata; Actinopteri; Siluriformes; Ariidae. Gene Ontology annotation, biological process: hemoglobin biosynthetic process; heme biosynthetic process; erythrocyte development. The transcript has 11 exons.
ACCCUGUAGAACAGGAUAAAGUGGCUAGAGAUAAUGAGAUGAGAUUAUUAUUUGUACCUAUGUUCUGCCUAUAGGCUCUGGACCCUCAGUGACCCUGACCAAGAUACUGAAAAUGAAUUAAUGAAUGAACUGUCACCCAAUCUUGCCAACUUCAGUAGCCAAAGCCGUGGGGAAUAAUAUACCUUUUUUACAGAUCCACUGAAAAUCAUUAAAUUAACAUGCAAUAAUGGGAAAUGAUACUUUAUAAAACCAGAUGUACCUUUUUCUUUCACCUCCUGUGUAAAAACAGCUGCCCCCUUUCCACCCCUAUGUUCAGAGGAUAGUUGGGUUACCAGUAGCUUUCAAAUAGAAACGGGAAAAUCCCAAACGUGAUUAAACACUUUUAAAGGAGGAAUCAUAAUGAUGAGUUUUGACUGUUAACCUCUUAUAGACAUCAAUGUAGCGCAAUUACUGCAUAAAGCAUCCUCUUUGACAUGUAUAUAAUCAGCUGCUCUCUCUCUCUCUCUCUCUCUCUCUCUCUCUCUCUCUCUCUCUCUCUGUGUUAACCAUUGGAAUAAACAUUUGUAAUGGUCAUUAAACUGCCUUUAAGUCUCUCUUUUGUACAGGGCCCCAAACACCUCCCCAGCACUGGUACGCCUCUGGGCAGUGAAGUGUAUCAGUGGGUUGACGGUAUGAUGCUGAGAGGGCGGACCCAGAAACUGCACUUAUUGAGCUCAAUCCCCUUCACACUCGGUCUAGUGAACUGUCGCAUUUGCUCAUGUUCAGAAGUUCGUCCUCAGUGCAGGUCAACAGCUGGUGAAGUCAUGUCUGCCUUUCUGCAUCACUGUCCAUUCCUCAAGUCUGCUCCGGGCCCAGCGCUCAGACAUAUGGGGGGAUUUUUGGGGAUGGCUGACCGAUGCCCUGUCAUUGCCCGCCGCAUCACCGUACAGUCCACUCAGAGUCAGGAUGAAAAAGGUAGAAUGCAAAAAGACCUGCUGCCACAUAAGGAAGCCAAACGUUCCUUGGCUAUAUCUGCUGCUCAGGUUGCUGUGUCCAAGACCAAGACCUGUCCCUUUGUAUCCACUAAGAUUGGACUAGUUAAAGCCAGCCCUCAAGUUCAGGAGGACAUCCACUCAGAGCUGCCUCCUAUUUCAAAGGAGGAGGAGGUCACUUCAGGAACAGUGAGUUCUGUGUUUAGUGGCUUACAGGGCUUUCAAUCAUCUCACCCAUCCCACCUUCUCAAGGACAACAUUGUUGGAUCCAGUUUUGAUUAUGAUGACUUCUUCACCCAAAAGAUCAUUGAGAAGAGGAAUGACCACACCUACCGUGUCUUUAAGACAGUGAAUCGGUUUGCAGAAGUUUUUCCCUUUGCUGAGGAUUAUUCUGUUCCAGGACGCCUUGGCUCACAGGUGUCUGUGUGGUGCAGCAAUGACUACUUGGGCAUGAGUCGCCAUCCACGCGUCAUUAAAGCAAUAUGGGACGUUUUGGAAAAACAUGGUGCAGGAGCAGGUGGCACCAGGAAUAUUUCUGGGACAAGUUACUACCAUGUGGCUCUUGAAAAAGAACUGGCUCUUCUUCACCAAAAAGAUGCAGCCCUUGUCUUCUCGUCAUGCUUUGUCGCCAAUGAUUCCACCCUCUUCACUUUGGCAAAACUGCUUCCAGGCUGUGAGAUCUAUUCAGACAUGGGGAACCAUGCCUCCAUGAUUCAGGGCAUCAGGAACAGUGGAGCCAAACGUUUCAUCUUCCGGCACAAUGAUGCAAGACAUCUAGAAGAGCUGCUCAGUCGCUCUGAUCCAAGGACACCUAAGAUUGUGGCAUUUGAGACAGUGCACUCCAUGGAUGGAGCUAUCUGCCCCCUGGAGGAGUUGUGUGAUGUUGCACACAAAUAUGGUGCUCUCACCUUUGUGGAUGAGGUUCAUGCAGUAGGCCUGUAUGGAUCACAUGGAGCAGGGGUUGGUGAGAGAGAUGGCGUCAUGCACAAGAUUGAUAUAGUCUCUGGUACACUGGGUAAGGCAUUUGGCUGCAUCGGGGGCUACAUAGCUAGCACUGCUGCACUGGUGGACACAGUGCGAUCCUAUGCAGCAGGCUUCAUCUUCACCACUUCACUGCCUCCCAUGGUGCUGGCUGGAGCUCUGGAGUCUGUACGAGUUCUGAUGAGCUCAGAGGGUCAGGCUCUGCGCCGAGCUCACCAGAGAAAUGUCAAACACAUGAGGCAGCUUUUGUUGGAUGCAGGUCUGCCUGUCAUCAAUUGCCCAAGUCACAUUAUCCCCAUACGGGUUGGAAAUGCAGAGAAAAACUCCAAAGUGUGUGACAUUCUGCUGGAGAGACACAACAUCUAUGUACAGGCGAUAAACUAUCCGACUGUGCCACGUGGAGAAGAGCUACUGCGUUUGGCACCAUCCCCUUUCCACAACCCCAUCAUGAUGGACUACUUCAUGAAGAAACUGGUGGAUGUUUGGCAGGAAGUUGGACUGCCACUCAAUACCCCUGCAACAGCCUCCUGCACUUUCUGUGACCGGCCCUACCACUUUGACCUUAUGAGCGAGUGGGAGAAAAGUUACUUUGGCAGCAUGGAACCAAGAUAUAUUACAGUUGCAGCAUAAUAAGAAAAAUGAAAGGGAAAAGAGAUGGAAAGCAACAUUCAGUAUAACCAGCUGACAUCAUUAUUAAAGAAAAAAAUUAUAACUGCUGAGAUAUCUUCUUUACAUUGUCAUACAUAUUGCUGCCUCCUGCAGUUACAUCAUUAGUAGCCUACUGGCUUUGGUGCUUUUGGAUUGUAUACCGUAUUAUGGAAUAUUAAUUCUGUGUCCCCUCUGCAUAUUAAAAACCUGCACAUGGGCACUUUUAAUGGAAA